CACCGUACCCAAGCGAUGAUCCCACAUGAUACGACUGAGUAACAACAACAAGAAUGGGACACUAUUCUCUAUCCACUUUAUUGUCCCCUGGAAUUCCAUUCUAUCCCCACUUGUCCUCCCAUUAUUAUUGCCAGUAUUCUGAGUGCCUGUCGGUAAACUGUCAUUCCCUGCUGUGUCGAAAUCUGAUUGACUGUUGCUGCUCAUCUCUGUGCUAUGAUGGCGUGACAGUACACGAGGAUUCCCCCUGUCUUCCUCGCCUUCUCCUAUAUCCACAUACACAGUAUCAGAUCUAGUUUCAUGUCGGUUUUCAUUGCCACUAUAACUGGGGGGCCCAAAGCCGAGCCCUAACUCGCGUAUCACAGAAGUUAACGGUUCUAAAUGUGAGGAAAGGUUAAUCUGGCCAUCUCCUCUUGUGUACGACCAGCUAGCUGACCGGGAGUGACUUGAACGCGGACUAAACUGACCAGGAAAGCUUCUUGAACCAGACGAACUCGCAGCCAUUUUGACGACAAAUAUUUAGUAAACGGGUUUUUGAACCCCACGGCAGCUUGUAUGUACGAGAUAUAUCCCCGGAAAAGUGUACUAUACGUUCAUGAGUUUGUCAUGUACAUCAAUUUUAGCGAAAGUUUGAAGUAUAAAGUAUAUAUAACAAAUUUAUAUCUUUUUAUUUCUACUUUAUAUCCAAGGAUUGUAUUCAAAAUAUGUUUCUUUGGUUAUUGAUUUAUACAGUACAUAGAUUUAUAUAAGUAUCCAUGUUUUUUCUUUUUGCAGUAUAUUAUAUAGAUCAGUGGCAAUACACCCCCCCCCCCCCCCUGAUAUUCGCUUGCAGAUCUUACAGACGAAGAAAUUCGUGAAUUUGUUUUGUUCGUUUGAUGGAUAAAUCUUCGUCAAAAAAGCGAAAGAAAACCUCCAAGAGACGCCAUUCGUGUUCUUCAAGCAGCGAGGAUGAUAGCGAGAAGGCGAAACGUCGUUUAAAAGAAAAUAAGCAAGAUCAUUUAACACGAAGGAGCGGGGAAAAUGUCACACAUGAGACUUCCCAACGCGACAGGGGGGAGUGUUCUGACAGCAAGAUUAAAAAAAGUGGAAAAAGAGAAAAAUUAAAAUCAAGGAAAAGAAAACAUAGUGAGUCAAGCAGUCCGUCUACGUCAGAGAGUGAACGAAAGAGGGGUAAAAAACACAAGAAGAAGGAAAGAAAGCAAAGAAAGAAAGAAAAACGGAAAAAGAGGGAAAGGAAAAGGAAGGGAAAAGCAGAUGGUUUGGAAACAGCUGUUGAAAAUAAAGGUAGGAAGGCAUGAAUAUUAAUGUUGCCUCAUUCCUACUCAAAACUAUAAGACCCGGUUUAAAAAUUAGAUUUAAUUUGAUUAUUAGAUUUGGUGCCUGGACCUGUGCCAGCACAAUCAGCAAUGUCACAAAAUCAAGUACCUGCUAGAACAAGGUUUGUUGCUUGGCUGGUUUACCAAUACCUUUUAUGGUUGCAUAUAACCAAGUUCGAGGUCACCAUUAAUGUUUUUUUUAUAAAUCAUUUUCAGACAGGCGAUGGUUCCAAUGACGAAAGAAGAAUAUGAAAAACAGCAGAGCAAAGUGAGGAGAGUUUUUGAUCCAGAGACAGGAAGAAACAGGUAGUUGGAAUUUUGCCAGUCAAAGGAAAGUGCUGGACAUUGAUGGGCUAACCAGAUAAUCUGGCCAUGUCUCUUGGUAAAUGAUUAACCCAUUGAGUGGCAACACUCUCCCCCUGACGAGUAAAAUAGUCUGGCGUUAGACAGAGUAAACUAAUAAAGUAUGGCGCAUCUGGGUGCAUUGCCACAGGAUUGCCUACUUUGUUAUUCCAUUCUGUCUUAUGCCGGGCAAUUUUAACCCUUUAAUUAAGUGGCAUUGCAGCCUGAUGCAUCUUUGCUCUGUCUAAUGCCAGGUGAUUUUACUCAUCAAAGCAGCAGCCACUGAAUGGGUUAAUAUUUUGAUCAUAGGCUUGUGAAAGGGGAUGGUGAGAUAAUUGAAGAAGUGGUCAGCCAACAAAGACACAAAGAAAUUAACAAGGUAAAAUAUUAAAGGCCUGUUGUUUUUGCUGCAAUUUUCUCCUUCUCCCUAUCAAUGUGAAGCUUUCUUAUUAUUGCCACUACCUACACUGGCAAAGACCAUUAUAAAGUAUCAAUGUUAAAAUAAUAUAUUAAUUAUAUACAGUUUCUAGAACAAAUCACUAUUUACUAUUUGUACAUUGUUAUUGAUAUUUAUAACCAAUGUCCAGAGUCAGAUCUUUUUAUGUUACUUUGAAACAUUGUAAAGCUACAUUACACAAGGCAAUUUUUACGGCAACCAGAUACAAUACUAACCUUGUAGCUAGCCUGUGUGCAGGCCCACUGAGGGAAGAAUACCUCGGUGGGCCUGCACACAGGCUACUAACUUUGUUAAUACGUGUUUACUGCAAACCGAGUCCUGUUUAUACAGUUUAAAAUUUUUUUAUUUUAUUAUUAUUUUCUAGCUUGCAACAUUGGGUGACGGUGCUUCAUUUCAAAAAUCUCUUGGAUUGCAAAAAUAACGCAAAUCUUGUACAAUACAAAUGGCGCCUAUAUUUACUGACAAGCAAAGUCGUGUGGUCUGAAUAAGAUAUUCUAUUGUGGUAACUACACAUUGUAGUUGAUGAGACUGUCUUUCUCUUUGGCUGAUCCAAUAGAUGAUUUGCAAAGAUUAUUAGUCUCUCAGUCCAUUACAGUCUUGUUACUGUCACAGACUCCACUUGGAUUUUCACUCAAAGUGUGUGAUGACUUGGUAAGCUUUUCUUUCAGGAAGAAGCUGAAUUAGGACGGUUCUGUUUCAGGUUUCUUCGUGCCAAAGCAAUGUUUAUGCUUACUAUUGCGGUAGUGGUUCUCAUGGAUGACACUCUAAAGAGUAAUCAAAGUUAAUAACAGUGGUCUAUUGAUCUCUUCAUUGAGACUUAGAGAGAUUGGCACCCUUGAUGUACUGGGGCCAGCUAGCAUUGCAAUGAACCUAAACUAGAAGUCCACUGCUGGAAAAAUAACUAGAUUUGAUCAUGGUGCAGCUUUGCUCACACUACAUACUUUAUUGAUCCUAGAAAAUGAAUAUCAUCCCACACAACAUUUCCAUCAAAUACUUAUACAGACAAACAAAAAUUGGGAAGAAUAUUUUGUGUACUUUACCUCAGAAGAUGUACGACAUUUUGCCAAGCAAAACUCAAAUUGAUCUCCAACCAUUUUCAAAAUUUUUCGACUGUUGUUGGCCAAGAUUGAGCGAAGGAGAGUUUGCUGCAAGAUAAACACAACAUUGAAAAGUUUCAAAGUGGUAAUCCAUAAAAGGCCAAGCUGUCUUGUAGACUAGACUAACUUCCCAAUGAAAAUCGUUUUCUUGAAACGUCGAAGUUCUCCUUGUAUUUUUCAGGUAGUUGUAUCCCUAUUAAUCUGCAGCUCUAUUAUUAGCACUACCCAUACUGGUGUCACAGAUCUCUAUCAUGAUCAUACCUUAUCUGGAUGUUGACAACAAGAUACACAAUGCUCAUACACAUUGCAACACUGGUUUGCGAGACAACUUUUGCAAACAUAUUGCUUGGAUGUUACACCUUUUGGAAAACAGCAACCAUUUGACAAUCUGUCUGACCAUUCACAUAUAUACCCUCUGUCAUCUGCAAUAAUUCUUGAGCCUUGCAUUGAAUUUCGACAUCUCUUGAGAGCUUUCUGAUCAAUCCAUUUAAAUGUGGGCGCCACUUGAUUUUCAUUCUCGAUUGAUUCUUCUGUCUAUUUAAAGAAAA
Messenger RNA from Paramuricea clavata, 3757 nucleotides. NCBI's taxonomy places the organism in Eukaryota, Metazoa, Cnidaria, Anthozoa, Malacalcyonacea, Plexauridae. The record is from the annotation of a GenBank genome assembly.